UUCACUUCCACACAUCCAAAUUAAAACUGCUUGGGGGCAAAAUCAUUAAAAGUUAGAGCACCAUCAACACCAGGAGUUGGUAACUGAAUACAGCAGGCAAGGUUGAGAUUGGUUUAGGCCUGCUAGCUCUCUGAUGUUAGCUCAGCCCACAUGAUCAUUCCUCUGCAGGCUUCUUGUGAAAAAUACUGCUUGCUACAUUUCCUGGCUUAGGAAAUUUGGAUUUAUCAAUGUUUGUUUCUGUCUCUUGGAAUAACAGAGAUAGCCUCAUUAUGAUCACCUCAUAGUCUGCCACCUUUGCUUCAUCCUUACCCUGCACUAUGGCUUCACAUUCCCCCAUCAAGAUAGAGACUGAGUGUAGUCGUGACAAGCAGUUCCUUGAAACUACACGUGUACCAAGUCCGACAACCAAACUGCCGGAGGACAUAGCACCCUCAUCAUCUGAUGAUGUAGCAGCCACCGCAGCACCAAGAGGAAGCAGGGAGAAGACCUCACAUCAACGUCAGAGUAGCAGAUCUCCACCACCACACCAAAGAACGAACAAAGAGCCAAGUCCAUUUCGUUAUUCGCAUAUUACCCACUAUGGUCAGCCAACGUACAUUCUCGACUCUCGCAAUGGUUUAGCUAUGGACCGCCGUUAUGGUGUCCCUACAGCAAUAGAAGGGCAUUACGCUUACCAUCCACCAAUACCAGUGGACGCAAGGACCCACGAAGGCAGAUACCAUUUUGAACCUCAUAUGCACCAUCCAAUACCAGGACACACCCACGGAGCAAGUCCUGUUCUCUCUGACAUCUCAUUCAUAAGGCUGCCCACUCAGAGGAGUGGUAGUUCCCAUCCAGAAUCUCCUAUCUAUCCAUAUUAUCAAUACAUGGAUAGCCCAACAAUUUCAGUACUGUCUCAUGCCAGAGGACUCAGUCCCAGUGGUCAUCAUAGUCAUCCCAGUGUUUACUUGCCACAUAUGGUUGCAUUCCCUCCUCAUGGAUCUGAGCUAACAGGGCCCCCUAGCACAGCUGGGAGCAUCGAACAUCCAUCUCUGGAGUUUGCUUCAUCAGUUGAAGGUUCAAGAUUCUCAAGUCCAAAGCCAUCAGCUCGUCUUAGCAGGAAGCGUGCACUUUCAAUAUCACCAUUUUCCGAAACUAUUGAUAUCAAUGCCAUGAUACGUACGUCACCAAACUCGCUUGUAGCGUACAUCAACAAUUCCCGAAGCUCAUCAGCAGCAAGCGGCUCCUACGGUCACCUCUCAGCCGGGGCGGUGAGCCCGAUGAAUUGGCAUCAUCCUGUGACGCCGAUCGCACAUCUCCAGCAACUGCAACAGCAGCUGAUGCGGCAUCGGAGCGGUAAUCCAUACUUGCCGGCUACUAGUCCAGCCCAACAUAUUCCUGGUCACGGCUACCCACAUCAUGGCAUGGCUGCACUCUUCUCACAUGCCCAUGGCCAUCAUCCACCCAGCCUACAGGAACAGCCUUGCAAGUCACAUCACCAUCACCACCACUCUCACCAGCAGAGCUACCCAGCAGAGGUGAACUUAGGAGAAACUAACAACAAUGUAGUGAGCAGUACAGUCGAUCCGGACUCCAAGAGAAGCCGCAUCAAAGAGGAACCCUUCAAGUCGCCUGCAAGUAUCGUGUCAUCCACGUCUGCGGAAAAGUCUGCUGUGAUGGCGGUUAAAGAUGAGGAUAUGAAACAUGAGGAAGAGAUACCACCAGUCACAGACUGUGAGUGGGGGGAUUGUAGCCUCCAUUGUAACACACUGGAAGAACUUGUACACCAUAUUAAUAAUGAUCACAUUCACAACGAAAAGAAGGAGUUUAUUUGUCACUGGCGUGAUUGUAUACGUGAGGAGAAGCCAUUUAAAGCGCAGUACAUGCUGGUAGUUCACAUGAGGAGGCAUACUGGGGAGAAACCUCACAAAUGCACUUUUGAAGGAUGUAAUAAAGCAUAUUCCAGGUUAGAAAAUCUUAAGACUCACCUGAGGUCGCACACAGGAGAGCGACCGUACGUUUGCGAGUUCCAGGGCUGCACGAAAGCGUUCUCAAACGCAUCAGACAGAGCUAAACAUCAGAAUAGAACACAUUCCAAUGCAAAACCUUAUGUAUGCAAAAUUCCUGGCUGUACAAAGAGGUAUACUGACCCAAGCUCACUGCGUAAGCAUGUUAAGACGGUCCACGGUCCAGAUGCCCAUGUGACCAAAAAACACCGCAGUGACAAGAAAGAUCCCGGAUCUAACUACGGCGGUGAUAAAAACAAUGACACUAACAAUAACUUGGGCAAGGAUAAGGACAUGGUGAACGGCAGUAGCCGUGGCAACGAUGGUGAAAAUGGAAGACGGAGGAGGAUGAGUUCUGAUGAGAAAGACAUGGAUCGCAGUCCACAGGGGCAUGAGACAGCCACCCAAGACAUUAAGCCAUUGAGUGUGGACAGUAAUGACUCGGCUCAAAGUUAUGGAUGGUCAAAUUCAGAAUUACAUGCAGUUAUCCCAGAAGGGGGCUCCUCCCCGCACAAUGACAGUGGUGUUGAAAUGACAAUGAUGGCAGAGGAUGACAAGAUCCAAGACAACCACAUAUCAUCAAACAUGGAAGCCAUUAGUGGUCCUUCAGGUCGAGGAGGAACAUCGACAGCCCAUACCGUGCGAAUUGGAAACCCUGUUUCAAUUAAAUCGGGGCGCAAAAAGGUCAAGUCGUCGACUUCAGGUAGCAGGAUGGCGAGGGUUAAGAAAUCAAUACCAACAUUACCAACGUUACCAACCAUUGUUACAGCACGCUCUCCAAAACCUCAAGACAGGACAAUUGAGCGGCUACAAUUUGAAGAAGGCAGUCGAUGCGACAGCAGUCAGUCAUUUGUCGGUAACCUUGAUCUGGCCAGUCGUCGUAGCAGUAAUAUCAGUAAUGGCAGCUCGUACUUCAGCAGCAGUCGUCGCUCGUCUGAAGCAUCUCCAUUCCCAAGUAGCCAAUUUUCAAGUCGCCGUUCCAGCGAAGCAAGUACAUACAUGUCCUCGAGGAGAACAUCCGGUGCUUCGAUGAUGUCUAACAGGAUGAGUGUGCUUGAAUCACCAUAUGAUCCCAUCUCCACUGGGUCAUCACGCAGGUCCAGUGGGGCAAGUAUGAUGAAUGGGCCUACUGGGCUCCCUGGUUUAUCAGCCCAACAGCAACGUCGGCUACAAGCAAUGUAUGAUCAUGGGAUGAAAAUGCGAGACCAGUGGAGUGAGGACCGGUACACUCCGUCGCCCAUGCCCAAGUCAUCACGCCGGUGCGAGAGUGCCGGAGUUUGCUUGCCUCCACGUACACCAUUGCCUCAUGAGGUUCCUAAUUCUGGAUUCCGUAGGGCAAGUGAUCCGGUCAGAUGUAAUCGGCGGAAUGCACUUCCAAUCCCGCCGAGUAUGAAAUCAAUGAUGGGUAAUAAACUGGGAGUUCAAGGAAUAAGAAACAUGUGUUUUGCAUCACCACCUCCAAAUUCCAUCCCAGAGAAUGUAGCUAUGGAAACGGAUGAGAUGAUGAUACCUGAGGAUUCUAUUCCACCGUACAUGAACAAUUCAAAACAAAAUAACUCGAUGAGCUACAAUGGCAUGGGAGAUGCGAUUAGUGGUCAACAUGAGAACAGGGUUCCCCAGUAUAAUCACAUGAUUAUGACGCAACAACAGAGUUACCUGCAGUAUAGACAGGAGGCUCAGAUAUUAGACAACAAUGGUAUGAAUAAUAAUAUGAUGAACAAUGAAAUGAAUAACGGAAUGAACAAUGGUGUACCACACCAGCAGCAGAACUACAAUCUGCAGAUGCAGAUGAGAUCUAAUCCAGUCGGUAUGGAAAUGUCUCCAGAUUGCAACCAAGUCACAAGUACAGUUGAUAUUGGUUCGCAGCCAAACUCUGCUGUCGACAACUUAGCUGUUGACUGCAACGACCUCAUGGUGGAAGGACUUGCAUCUCUAAGCACAGAUGGCAUGGAUCAUGUGGAACAGCUUGUGCCAGAUAAUACUUUCAACCCGGUGGAGAGCCUAUUGUCAGAGGUGGCGCCAAUGCAGCAGACGUAUGUCAGCCAGCGUGAUCCAAGUAAGGCUGGAGGAAUGCAAGGAGCAAAUAUGAACACGGCAAACCAUAUGAGUAUGCCGCCCCCAACUCACCCGGCCCCCAUAAGCUUGGCACGACAAACUGCUAUGAAUAUGCAAACUAAUAUGCCUAAUGCAAAUAUGAAUAUGCAAAGAGGGGGAAUGAAUAUGCAACAAGGAAUAACCAACUCAGGUAUGUCAACGCCAAUCAGGGGAAUGACUCCAUCUUCCAAUAUGGUCGUCAAUGACAUGUCUUCCAUGUUAUCAACUUUGGCUGAAGAAAAUAAGUAUCUGGAUAUGAUGUCAUAGUUUUUUUUCUUUUAAUUAAUUUUAUCAAUUUACGAUAUCUUCCAUUAGAUCAAUAAGAAAAAAAGAAGCUGCAUUUUGUAAAUUAAAUAAGUUGAAAUUAUAAUUUCCACAAGCUUCUUACCAAUAAAAAAAAAUGACAAUAUUAUGUAAAUUUAAGUAUUUACAAGUUAUAACAUGUUUAUGUUGCAUCAAGGAAGAUGAAUCUGCUGAUGUAAGUUAUAUAAUGUUGCAGUUUUUGUUUUAUUAAAUAGCAAAAUCAUUUCGAUUUUAAAAUUAUCAGAAGUAAGCCAUUUGUGAUAUGCAUUUUACAACUCUUAUACACAAAAUGGAUUUUACUUUAUCGGGUUGCUAGUGCCAGUAUUAAUUCUUGCCCGGAGGUCGUAGAUCAAAGUCAGUGUCAUGUUUGUUGCUGUGAAUUAUUUCAUACGAUAUAAUGACAGUACUUUUAAUUAGAUUAAUUAUAUCUACGUUAUUGAUAGUUUGAUUAGGUCAAACAUUUAGUACCAAUGAACAAAUUUUAGAAGGCUAAAUGGAUUUAAGCAUCAUUGCUGAUUAAUUGUAGUUAAGUAGCAACAAUAUUUAUGGUGCUGGAUACAGUUUAUUUUUAUGAUAAGGUAAACACUUUGAAUUAAAUGACCGUCCACUGUAUUACUAUAGCAUAUUUUAUAUACAAGUUUAUCUAUCGAACAUUACAUGGUGCUAACAAGCCAGUUAACAGGGUAAAGAUUUAAAAAUGGUGGGAAGAAAGAAAUAUAUGGUAAAGUUUAUAAACAAUAACAUCAUAUCAAAUGAAUCUUUACAUUUGUUUUUGUAAUUAAUUGUAAGGCGAUUUUCAUUAUCAUAAUGUUGGAGUGUGUGGUUGCUGUACCCAGAAACUCUCCAAUAAGAGUGAAACCACAAAGGUUAUUUUUUUAAAAGGAAUACUGUAUUUUUAUAUGCUACAAUUGAUUUUAAUUAAACAGUAUUACUGUGCUUGGUGCUAAUUUUAAUAAACUUCUUAGAAUCUUAUUUUGUGUUCAUUGAAUGAAACCAAAGUGAAUGGUUGUAUAACCAAGAACAUAGUUAAGAAAUAGAUACCUUGAAUUUUAUAUGCUAAAUCACAUCCACAUAAGGUGCAAAAGUCAUAAUGAUGCUAGUAACCAAUCAUGUGACCAUUAGAAUACCAAAUAUGGAAUUAUAAUGCCAUAUAUUGAUUGUAUCAUGUGACCAUUAUUGGAAUACCAUAUAUGGAAUAAUAAAUCCGUAGUAGAUUGUAUCAUGUGACCAUUAGAAUACUAAAUAUGGAGUAUCAUGUGACCAUUAUACCAAAUAUGGAGUAAUAAUUAAGUGCAUGAUAUUGAUAGCCCAUCGCUGUUCCGUCCACAACUUUUUUUUAAAUAAAAUUUUACUUAUUUUUUAGAAAAAUAUGUAAUUAAUAUGCAUGUAUUACCUUAUGUAAUUGUACCCCAUGGUAUGUAUUGUACAGAAAAAACAUUUUAAAUUGCAACAUUUUGACAAAAUUUAUUUUAUAUCCUUAUAAUGUUAGCUGUAGCUAGACUUAGAAUUGUAAACUAGCUUAUUUUAUUGAGUAAGUACUGUGUAAGCUUCUGCUUGAUUUAUCAAAACAGGGAAUUUGCAACCAAAAUAAUUCCCUAUCAUCGGUUAUCAUGUUUCCAAGUGUACGGUACACUAAAUAUUAUAGUGCAUAUCAGUGGUAGUGGCACUGGGUUGGCCGAUUUUAGUUGGUGAUCCAACCCUCCUGUACGGCCCAACAAUUGAUUUUAAAACAGUAUAUUGUUUUUGACCAAAAAACUGCCAAAUUUGAACGUGGCUUGAAUCAUCAAUUGGCAAUUUUGGUCAGAGAGGAGAUUAAGAUACGAUACUCCUUUGUUGUCAUUUUAACAACAUGGUUAAAAUGAAAUUAGUGUUGAUUGAUCCGAUAGGCAAAAACAGUAGAUUACAUUAUGUAAAAGACUGCUAAUUCUUCAAGGGCCCCUGGACCCCAAGGAGGCCCUCGCUCACUUGAGGUUACCAGGCCCACCCAACCAUGCUGCCACCUAUGGUACAUAUGUUUAUAUAAAUAUAUUGUAUUGUACAGUAUUUUGAGAACAUUAGUAUGGUUGAUAAAAACUGAUGAAAGCAAUCAUGAUUGUUUAAAUUUGAUUCAUUGAAAUACAGUCAAGAUGACUUGCAUACUACCUUUCUUCCAAGUUUGUACAUUCUGUAAAGUUUCUCCAUGGACCUUAUAAUAUUUUAAGUUACUGUAGCUAUUAAUAUCAGAUACACUUAAAAUGUGGGAUUAAUAGGUCUAUUAUGUAAUUAUUAGCAUAUUAAUUACUGGUGCCUUAAGAGUCUUCAACUAACCUAAAGCUCUGUCCACACUAUCAAAUAUUCAAUUUGUAUGGCCAUAUAUAGUCAUGAUGUGCCUAUAUAUGGUCAUGAUGUGAUGUCAUCAUGACCAUAUUUAGGCAUGUCACAAGUUCUUGUCAAAUGAAAUUUUAUAGUCUAGACAUGACUUUACCUACCUUUCUUCGAAAUGUUUGUACAUUUUGUAAAGUUUUUCCAUGGACUUUAUAUUAUUUUAAGGUACUGUAUCUAUUGAUAUCAGAUACAAUUGAAUUAUGGGAUUGAAAAGUCUAUCAUGUAAUGCCAAUUUGUAGUUUAAACUGUGCAUGCCCAUGUCAAGGUCAAUUGACAUAAAUAUACAUGCAACAUAAGUUUAUAUCGAUUAUCCUUGAAUACUGGCAUGCGCAGUUCAAGCUACAAAUUGGCUGCUUAUUAGCAUAUUAAUUACUGGUGCCUGACAUAUGCACUUCUGAAGAUGGUUAUGUGGUGAACAGCUGUGCAGUCAUGUAAGCAUGUGCUUAAACUGGUAAUAGCCAAUUAAGGAUAGCUAGCCCUGGGUAUGGUUAUUACAAUCAAUCACAGGAUGAACGUGGUUCUAAUGCGUGUAUGAUGCUAACUAAUGAGAGAGCCACUUUCUGACCAAAUUAAUCGCUAGUGAAGAUGAACUUAUUCUUAAUACAGGAAUUUAAGAGAAAAUUUCGCCCUGUGUAUAUUUAAAUUUUAUCCCAUAUUAUUUAUUAUUUAACUGUAUUUAGAAAGGUGCUAUAGGGCUAUUACGAUUCUUACGGAAUAGAGCUAUUUUUUUGUCAAGAGAAAACAAUAAACUAGGAAGAUUUGAACCAAGGUCCCUGAUGUUAGAAGGGAAGCACCUUCACCACCAAGCUACAGCCCCACUUCAAAAUUAGCUUUGCAUGUUUGAAACAGCUCAAAACAUCAUUUGAUUUGGUGUUAAGAUAUCACUGAUAAAGCCUUGAUGAAAAAUAAACUGUACAUAUCUGUAAA
Anneissia japonica is the source of this 7673-nucleotide messenger RNA. Its product is annotated as zinc finger protein GLI2-like. Gene Ontology annotation, cellular component: nucleus. Gene Ontology annotation, biological process: smoothened signaling pathway; regulation of transcription by RNA polymerase II. NCBI's taxonomy places the organism in Eukaryota, Metazoa, Echinodermata, Crinoidea, Comatulida, Comatulidae. Gene Ontology annotation, molecular function: RNA polymerase II cis-regulatory region sequence-specific DNA binding; DNA-binding transcription factor activity, RNA polymerase II-specific. The record is from RefSeq and is a predicted model, not a curated record. The transcript is spliced from 13 exons. The coding region runs from base 318 to 4346 and encodes 1342 amino acids.